Ramularia collo-cygni is the source of this 2652-nucleotide messenger RNA. RefSeq lists its product as uncharacterized. Lineage: Eukaryota; Fungi; Ascomycota; Dothideomycetes; Mycosphaerellales; Mycosphaerellaceae. The coding region runs from base 1 to 2652 and encodes 883 amino acids. The transcript has a single exon. Gene Ontology annotation, molecular function: protein binding. The record is from RefSeq and is a predicted model, not a curated record.
AUGGACGACUUUCUUCAGAAAAAGAGCGCCUUUCUCCACAAAAAGAGCACCAUUCCGCUGGACAGCACCAAUCAGACUUUCCACCAGUACAUGAUCCGCGUCGCGGAUACUAAGAAGGCCGAAUUGACAAAAGUGAAUGCGCCUCUCAUCAUGCAAGCUGUUGUUAAGACGGACAUCUCUGACACCAGUUCUACAACCAUGUUGGAGUUUCCGCCAGGCUCAAUGCCUGAUGGCAACCAUCACCUUCGUGUCACACGGUCUCCCGUUCGCCCAGCAAACACACCCGGCGGCAAAGUCGAGGAUGUCUUUUUUGUGGUCAAGAUGCACGAUGCGAAGAUGCAAGACCCAAAAUCUGCCUCCGACUACACGGUCUUGACAUCUGGCAGUGCCAAGGGUGGUACCAAAGACAAUCGCAAGUUCAUCACCUUUGGCAAACCUCAGGUGUACGGGCUUACUGGCAACAGCCUUUCCUUGAAGGAGAAGAUCAAGCAGACUGGCUCGGGAAUCUCGAUUCCAUCAGAGGCGGAGAUUGGACAGUUCGCCGUCUAUUGCGACCACAAAGAGGUGAAUCUCAAUGAUCUCCCGGCCAUGGUCAGCCUUCCUUCGGACUCUAUCGAAGCUCAGCAAGCUCAACAGAAUCUUCAAGAGUCGAUUGAUCAUUACACGUCUCAGUUGAUCGCCAUGAAGUUGAAGAAGCUCGACCCUCGCUGCAGCCCUAUCAUUCGUGGCAACCGAGUGUUUGUCACAUCAGAUAAGUACCCUGAUGGACUGCAGAAGUUGGAAGGAGUUCAGGGCAAGGUCAUCUACGACGACACUGGACGUGGUAGUGUUUUGGUGGAGCCUUGCACCGCACACAUCUUCCAGGAAAACAUCCUGUUGUCCGAAUUUUUGAUCGAGUUCUUUGGCAGCGAUAUUGCCAGCAAAUCCGACGAGAGUACCAUCAAACGCCUCUCAGCUGCUCUCAGAGGAGUCAAAGUCACUAUUGCCAGUCGUCCAAACCAGCCCAGCGUACAGUCACAUAUCACCAGCUUUGGAAGCCAUCAGUCUUCGGACUACUUCAAGGGGCUAGGAAUCUCUUCUUCAGCUCUGAGAUAUCCUGACAUGCUUCUUGUCAACAUUGGUAGCUUGGAGAAGCCCGACUAUUGUCCAGCUGAGCUUUGCAGGAUUGUUGGUGGCGAUGGAAAGGAGCAGAUCUUCAGCGGCAAACUACCACUCACUCUGCCUGAUGAAUACUUUCAGCCUCAAUCUCUUGUCCCGGCAGACCAUCCACCCAGACAUAAAGUUUUCGACAUUUUCCCCACAAGGAAUGUUGGUGGCUUCAAGCUCUUCUUCGUCAACCUGUCAUCCACAUCUGAUGGCAAGACAACCAAAGCUGUCAACGAUAGUGUCAUGGACGCUCUCAAGGAAGAAGUCGGCAAUCGCUAUGGCAAUCGCUUGGCUGAUGCUGUCAAGGAAUCCAUCAAUUUGGAUGCUACACAUCAGACUCUUGGCGGCGUUUUGGGCUUCCACAACAAGUAUGCCGCCAACAGCAGAUCUGUGCUCGUUGUUGUCACCCCACCUGGCUUUUCAAACAGCGACAUUGAGAAGAUUCAGACCGAAUGCCAUCUCAACUAUGGUAUGCAGUGCUGUAUCGUUGACGGUCGACAAGCCACUCGCCGCUACCACCCGAUCGAAAAGGUGGCAAUGGUGAAAUUCACCGGUGGAAUGGUUCGGGAGAUGUUUGGCAAGGCUUUGAUUCCUGCUCAAGAAGAUCCUUUCGGAAGCGAAUUCAAGAAGACGACCGAAGACCGCACAAUUGGCAUUCAUGUGCAUGAUCUCCCCAACAACAACUACUUGGUUGACAUCGUCUCGAUCAAGCACAACGGAUCUGUCCGAGUCACCAACAACGUGUUCUGUGCCGGCGGUACGAAGGGCAUUGCGGCUGAAAUUCUGUCUUCUAUCAAGAAGGAUCAUUCUCUCCAUCGUGACUUCAAGUCUACGAUCGUCAUCUCAGGCCUUGGUGGAAAGUCAAAGGAAGUUCUCGAUGUUCUGCACACUGGCCUUCAACAAAAGCCAUCGCCUGGAAAGCAGAUUGACUCCGACUACACGCCUUACUUUGCUUUGACAUCCAUCGAACCAGAGCACAGAAUCCUCAUGGCGAAGAAAGAGCAGCGAAUCAUCCUCAAAAACGACAAGAACGCAGGACUCUCGCGCAACUCCACCUACCUCCAAUGCAUGCGCGAUCACACAGACAUCCUGGCUAGCCAAGCCUACAACAUCAAACUCCCCGACACCAACAAGCUCCCUGUCGCUCUCCAGCCAACGAGCCACAUUCCUUCAAUCGAGACAUAUGUCUUCWCCGCCUUCGAGACAGAGCAGCAGUCUCGUGAUGGUUCCGAAAAGCAUCGGUAUGAAGUGCAAGCUCUCAGCACGUAUGCAGCUCCCGCCAUUCUGCGACUUGCUCAUGCUGCCUCCAAGCACAGCCGUCUGCAUAUUUACGAGCUUGUCCCCAGCAAAAAGGACACGAAUGUUGUGAAGAAGCUGACUCCGGCUGAGAAGAAGGCUGCGAAAGCUGCUAGAGCCAAGGCUGCUGAGACGACGGUGCAGCCAAAACUCCUCUAUGGCAUCAAGCCUGUUCACAAGGCGUUGAAGGACACCUUUUACUUCUUGUAG